Messenger RNA from Cyclocybe aegerita, 1551 nucleotides. Lineage: Eukaryota; Fungi; Basidiomycota; Agaricomycetes; Agaricales; Hemipholiotaceae. The record is from the annotation of a GenBank genome assembly.
AUGGACUCUGGCAGCAUCAGUGAACACUCUGAAAAGCAUGGCCCCGAGCAUGCUCAUACCGCUAUCGCCAAACUUCGGGAUGUCGACGUAGCUGCCGCCCUAGACUCAGAUAAGCCGCUGGAUCCAGAGGUCGCUGCCCGCCUAAGGAAGAAAAUUGACUGGCAUCUCAUGCCGCUCAUGUGUAUCAUGUACCUCAUGGCCUUCGCGGACAAGAUAACGCUUGGACAGUCGGCAGUGCUGGGUAUCUUACCUGGCGCCAACUUGACACAAAAUCAGUUCAACUGGCUAGGGACGGUCUUCUAUCUGAGCUAUCUCGCUUUCGAGUACCCGCAGAACCUUGCGCUCCAGACACUGCCUGUGGGCAAGUGGAUGAGCGUCAACAUCUUCGUCUGGGGUGUUGCUCUUUUAUGUCAUGCAGCAUGCAAGUCUUUUGGAGGGCUCUUCGCCGUCAGGUUCAUUCUCGGCAUGUGCGAAGGCGCUAUCACCCCCGGGUUCAUGAUUGUGACCUCCAUGUUCUAUACUCGCGCGGAACAGAACAAGCGUGUCGGGUAUUGGUUCCUUAUGAACGGUUUUGCCAUUAUCUUCCUUGGUUUCGUCAGUUUCGGUGUUUUACAUACCCAGACCGAGAACUUCAUGCCAUGGCAGUGGCUGAUGGUCAUCACCGGCAUUAUUACUCUCGUGACGGCCGUUCUAUUCUGGUUCUUCUUCCCAGAUUCUCCCACCACAGCGUACUUCUUGACGGCGGAGGAGCGCGCUCAAGCGGUCCAGCGUAUCAAGAUUAACCAAGCUGGUGUCGAGAACAAGCAUUGGAAGCGAGACCAAUUUAUUGAAGCGUUCACGGAUCCUAAAGUAUGGGUUAUGGCACUAUUUGCUGCAGUUGGCAACGUCGUCAAUUCGUUGACCAACCAGAGGCAACUUAUCAUCAAUCAGUUUGGGUUUACCCCGAUACAAACUACGUUGCUUGGCUCCGUUGACGGUGUCGUCGAGAUUUUGACCAUCUGGCUGGGCGUCUCGCUGGCGGCGAUCCCUGCACUCGGACGAGGCUAUACAGCGGUGAUGUGCUUCGUUCCGGCUCUACUUGGAUCUAUCCUUGUCAGCACGCUACCUUCGCACAACAGGAUUGGUCUGCUUUUUUCGUAUUGGAUAGCCAUCUUCGUUUUCGUACCUUUCGUCAUUCUCCUUGGAUGGAUGGGAACAAUCACCUCGGGUCAUACGAAGAAAACAACCGUCAACGCUAUCGUUCUCUGCGCGUAUGCUAUUGGAAACGCUGCUGGGCCUUUCAUGUGGAAGAAGCAUUACCAGCCACGAAACCACGUCCCAUGGGCCGUCAUCUCGGCCUGCAUAUUCACAUGCGCUAUGCUUAUGCUGCUUCUGCGCUUCAUGCUUACCUCCGAAAACAAGCGCAGGGAUGCUGAGAAAAGGGAUGAUACAUACGACGACGUAUAUAUCACUGAGGUAACAGCGGAUGGGAAGACGAUUGAGAAACGCGUUGACAGGGCUUUCCUUGACCUUACCGACAUCCAGAACAGGGAUUUCCGAUAUGUCUUAUGA